Medioppia subpectinata is the source of this 1828-nucleotide messenger RNA. The record is from the annotation of a GenBank genome assembly. Lineage: Eukaryota; Metazoa; Arthropoda; Arachnida; Sarcoptiformes; Oppiidae.
UAUUUAUCGAAAAAAGAUAAGCAAUUGUUUAAACAAUUGGACGACUUGUUCGCCGAUAAGGAUAACUUUGAGAGACUUCGGGACCACUUGAACUCAUCGAAGGCGCCGUGCAUUCCAUAUCUGGGCCUCUAUUUGCAUGACAUCGUGUAUGUGGACGUCGCCCACCCUCUGGUCAGAGGCCAUCACGAGUCGCACCAGAGGUCCCGUAAAAUGGAUGCUAUACUCCGUGUGAUCGCUGAGUUUCAACGCUCAGUCUAUGACAAUCUAACAAUUAUGCCAAACGUUCAAAAGUAUUUACUAUCCGUCAGAUAUAUAGAAGAGCUUCAGAAGUUUGUCGAAGAGGACAACUUUAAUUUAUCGUUAAGUCUGGAACCGCCCGAAACGGAUGGCAAAAGUGUAUUCUACGUGCGAGAGCACAGCCAAACUGUUCGCUCAAACAACGAUUCCGGCGACCAAACGGUCACUUCCAGUCAGACGAACCGUUUGUCCGUCAGCUUUAACUGCGCCGACACUCAACAGCCGACCGCCAAUUCGAUGCCCGCAAUGAAUAGGCGGCGGCCGUUCGCCGUCGGCCACAGGAAAUCUCAAAGUCUGGGCACAAAUGUGUUGACAUCCAUAAUGGCGUCGACAACCAUUCCAUUGACUUCGAAGACAUUUACUGUAAAUAAGACUAUUGUGGAGAAUAAGAGGAAUCUGUGUCUAAUUGACGACACAAUCAUCGCCGAAGAGGCCACUGUCCAGAGCCCGAGAGAGCCUCUCGAGCCGACAGUAACGCCUUCAUUGCCGACAAUUGAAAUCAUUUACGACGAGUCGACGGCAGACGACGAGACGAGGGAUGAGAGAGAACCGGACGACAGGGCGUUGAAGACGAGGCCUUCCAUCGACUCUACGCUCGAACGAAAGAGACAUUUAUUAUCUGCCGAUAAAAUUGUAUUCCAAGGAAUGGUUAAGAGGAGGACAAGUGUUAAGGACGGAAAGAGACCGCAGAUGAAAGUGUGGGCCAAGUAUUGGCUUCUAUUACAGGGAACACAACUGCUGUACUUUGAUUGCAGACAAUUCCGGACCUAUAAAUCCAAUGUUUUCAAGUCUAAGCCAUUGAAAUGUCAAUCGUUGGAGGGCUGGUUCGUGGCGCUGGUGGAGAACAACCAAAGCAACGACACGUUCACACUGUCGGACACAUUGGGCCGAAAUGUGUACAAAUUUCGGGCGCCGACACCCACUCAGGCCUUCGAGUGGUAUAAGAAGAUUAGCCAACAGUUGUCACAAAUUAAGUCCCGAACGCAGCCGACGGACGAUCGCUCGCUCAUCGACUUCGAAGACGAUUCCAGUCAUCAUAAAAAUCGUUUGAUUUAAAGUGAUGUCAAAAUGUAGUGUUUUUUAAAUCAUUGAUUAUAUUAUUUAUAAUUUUUACAAUACAUUUAUACUAUAUAAGUAUGCGAUGCCUGAGUGUGUUUCCCCACUCAGGUAUGAACCGAAUUGAAUGCCAAAAAUUUUUUAUAUGUAAUGAUAACAUAACCUAACAUUUCGUUUAUAUAAAAUAAUUUGUACAUAUAUUUUACGAAACGGAUCACUCGAUUGGACGCCAACUCUUAUGGUACCCAUAGGUCUACCAUUGUUUUCCUGUGUGUCCACACGUUUUUAUCUGUUUUACGAACAGUUAUGUAUCGAUGGAUCCAUUUUAUAAUUAACACAUUUAAUAACGUGUUUAUAAUUAUUAUCAAAGUGUUAGCGUUUGUGUCGACAACUCCUUUCGCUAACUAUUCACUCAUUUUAUAUUAAAUCUAAAUAAACUCUUUAUUUAUGUUGUUUUUAAGACAUAAAAAGCCCA